AUGACACAGACACUCGAAGAUGCCAUGAACAAUGUGGACAUUUCUCCGUCUCAUGAGGCGAAGAAGGCCAGACGCAAUCUACAGGAGUAUUUUGUCAGUGCAUUGGCCCUCGAGAUCUCACACGACAUUCGAAAUGGCCGCGGGCACUUCGGAUGCAUGGCAGCGUCACACCCAAGAUUCUUCUUCGCACAAUUCUCAUUGGUCUUUGGUCUGCAGCUUGAAGCUAUACUGAUCCCCACAGUCAAUAUCCAUCCUGUCGUAGCGACCGUUCUUGGUAUCCUCGUCGGCUUCUCACUUAGUCUUCGAAGCUCCACCGCUUACGAGCGUUACAUGGAGGGACGAAAAGUGUGGAGUAACUUGACUGGUAUAUCAGCAACGCUCGCCCGCAAUAUCUGGUGCCACGCGAAAGAGAGAGAUGGCGAAGAUGGGAAGAGGGAUCUCCUCGCUAAAGUCUCUUUUCUCAACCUCAUUACGGCGUUCGCCUUAGCGCUCAAACACAAAGUCCGCUUUGAGCCCUAUACGCAGUAUGAGGAUCUUUUCGAUCUCGUUAACCACCUCGACACAUAUGCAAAGCCAUCCGAGAUCCUAGCGUACAUGAACGCAUACGUCCAAGAGAUUGUAGACAACGGGACCUUCCCCCUCGCCGCCAUCCAAGGCAAAGCCGUCGCCAACAUCCAAACAUUCGACGACAUUCUCGUCACCGCAGACCGCAUCCUCAACACACCCCUGCCCAUCGCCUACACCAUUGCCAUAUCCCAAAUCACAUGGAUCUACGUCAUCACCCUGCCCCUCCAACUCGUCAAGCUCAUGGGCUGGGCCAACAUCCCCGUCACCAUGAUCUCCGCAUACAUCAUCCUGGGCUACGCCGCCAUCGGCAACGAGAUCGAAAACCCCUUUGGCACCGAAGUCAACGACCUCCCGCUAGAACUCUACUGCGCGCAGAUUGCAUCCGACAUUGCGAUCAUCUCGUCGCGGCCCCCCGCGCGCAUCGAGGACUACGCGUUCCAUCCGGAUAACAAGCCGCUGUAUCCGAUCAGCACGUCCGGGCCGAAGUAUUGGCCCGACGCGGAUAUCGAGGAUAUCGGGGAUGCACUCAGGACCCGCGCGCUGAUUAGCAAGCCUGCGAUGUGGCGCAGGCAGUCGCUGAUUAGUGGCAAGUUUCCGCUGGUGAGGGAUCGGUCGGUGGGAGGGUCGACGCUGAAUACACAAGGUAUGUGA
Parastagonospora nodorum SN15 is the source of this 1218-nucleotide messenger RNA. RefSeq lists its product as hypothetical. NCBI's taxonomy places the organism in Eukaryota, Fungi, Ascomycota, Dothideomycetes, Pleosporales, Phaeosphaeriaceae. Bases 1 to 1218 code for a protein of 405 amino acids. The transcript has 5 exons. The record is from RefSeq and is a predicted model, not a curated record. Gene Ontology annotation, molecular function: chloride channel activity.